Molecule: messenger RNA, 1969 nt
Organism: Mollisia scopiformis
Lineage: Eukaryota; Fungi; Ascomycota; Leotiomycetes; Helotiales; Mollisiaceae
Exons: 2
Coding region: 1-1839 (612 amino acids)
Source: RefSeq, a predicted model, not a curated record
AUGGAUUCAAUUCCAGAUCUGAUCGACCCGGCAGCCGACGAGGCUUCUCCUUUACGAAAAGUCCUCAACAUACUCGAGAUGUACGAAGAAAAUAGUAAGCAUCCUGUGCCAGAGGUUGGCGUUCCCCAAAAGACACAGGGCAAUGCUUCCGCAAGCACAGAACACCAACGCACGGAUGAUGUUCUCGAACCUACCCCUCAAAGCCAGCAAGAUCGCGAGAACGAUGAGGAAGAGAUAAAGGAGAAUGAAGAGGAGAUGGGUAUUGAGGAUGCUCGCAAGCUGGGAGAUUUGGAGAGCGUUGACGGACUUGGCGGAGGACCAACCCAGAAAAAGAGAGAAGAAAAAGCAUUGAGCUCCGGGAAGACAGUACGAAAGUUCAGGGGUCGGAAGAUUUCAAGUAACCUGGCGGAGGAUGAUGAGUCCGGAGAGAUGAACACUGGCCUCGAGGAGUCUCAAAGCAAUGAUGAAAUGAUGAGAACAGGAGGCGAAAGUUCGAGCAAUGAAAUCACCAAACCGCGAAAUUCUUCGAUGCUCCCUUUGACUCCGGUGCGAGAACUUCCUGGUCUCGGCAAGGGAUCCGGACAGGAUGGCAACAGCAACUUUGCAUCAGGCUCUCGUUCGUCAAUCGACAAAGGCAAAACCGCGAUCUCGAAUGCCACGAGGGGCUCGGACAUCCACAAAGCUCCUCCUACAGAAGAUGGUCCAAGCAAUUAUGUCGAAGGCCGUUAUGCCUCAACCGACUGCGCUUGUCGCUCGGAGAAGAACAAGCACGUCAAUGUGGCCGUCAACCAAUCGCCAUUGGAGGUCGUUGAGCCCUUCGAACUACCCCCGCCACUGCCCUCCAACAUGGACAAUAUCCCAGCUUGCAUCGAUGACUAUAUGAGAAACAUGUAUGCCCACAUGUGUAUCAAUCAACAUAAUUUCGAAAAGUUGCGGUUGAAGUGCCAACGAUGCAAUUGCAAUGAUCCACUACCAGAGCCAGAGCUCACAACCCAAGAUUUCGAAGAGGCAGACGAGCCUAUUCGAGCCAAUUCUCCUGUGGGGAGACCCAGCUGGGAGACAAUGCAGCAAGACGAUAGCACGGAUUGGAGAGAGCGUGACGAGAACCUUGACCAAGAGUCCGACGAGGAAAUGAGAAAAGCAUUACAAGAAAGUCUGGCAUUGAUGCAAACCCACGACCUGAUCCGGAGGGCCAUCCCGAAAUUGGAAAUAAUUCAGAGGAAAGAGUACGUCGAAACUCAUGAAUUAGAUACCAUGGGAAUGGUAUUGAGGUACUGGGAGGUCUCGUCCGGAAGGAGAUUAUCGGAUGGCGGGUCAAUGGCCGCGGUGCAAGAUUGGUUGGCGAUACCUAGAGGACUCGUUGAGUCGCCACCUCCUCUCAUCCAGGAUGUAGAUCGAGGCCCUGGACAUCGUUUGGGGGAAGCCAGUUCCUCUGCGCCUCCUGUCGACCCGGAAACUCGGGGAGCUCUCACGGCUGACUCGGCUCUGAAGCGAGGGAAGAAGCAAUCGACCCAGCCAAGUCUUCAAUGGAGAAUAACGCACCCACAAGGUGAAGCGCAGGAGCUGCCACGGAACAAAAGACUUCCACCUCAACCCGUUGCUCAGCCGAGAGACAUUGAAAGACGAAAUCACUCGGAAGUCACUCCUCGGGCAAGUCGGAGCAAUACAUUGACACCAGCUCGGAACCAAGCCGAGAACAAUACUGUCACGGCUCCCAGCAGCGAUGGUGAGAGAGCGCUUGAUGAAGAAGACGAGAGCACUCGCGUCGCUAAUACAGGGGACAACUCUUCUCAAGACGAAACUCCGGGCAAGAUUUGGAAGGGAAAAGGAAGGGCGUGAUGACACUUCAUGGUGAUUUUGGUCAGAGAUUGGAGGGGCUGCGAUCAGUGGGGGUGUGCACUGGGGGGAGAAAACAGUUGGUACUACUUGUAUGCGUAAGGAUUGACAAGUAAUUCCCAUCAAAGCAGAC